AUGCUGAACAAGACCGCCACGCACCCGAUGCUUCAGCACGACCCCGACCUGAAACUAUUCCUCGAGAGUGAAAGCUUCAACGUCGACAUCAAACACAAGGAAAGGCGAGACCCUUUGCCGCAGGAGAGCAAGGGCGUCUUCGGCAGCCUGGGCCUUAGCGUUGGCAGCAGCAACAAGUUUGUCGAGCAAGACGAGUGGUUCCACGAUCGCAAGGUCUACCUGGACGCCCUUGAAAACCAGCUCAAGGCGCUCCUAAAGUCUAUGGAAACCAUGGUCGUGCAGCGCAAGGCCAUGGCCGAGGCUGCGGGCGAUUUCUCCAGUGCUCUGCACGCCCUUUCAACCGUAGAGCUCUCGCACACUCUCUCGGGGCCCCUCGACGCCCUCUCCGAGCUGCAGUUGACCAUCCGUGACGUGUACGACCGCCAGGCUCAGCAGGACGUGCUCACCUUUGGCAUCGUGCUCGAGGAGUACAUCCGUCUCAUCGGCUCGGUCAAGCAGGCCUUCACGCAGCCCCAGGAUAAGCUACUCCGGCAGGGCAAGAGCCAGCAGGACAGGCUGACGCAGGUGGGCUCCGAAGUGGCCGAGGCCGAGAGGAAGGUACACCAUGCGCGCAUGCUAUUCGAGGACAUGGGCAAGCUCAUGAGAGUAGAACUGGACAGGUUCGAGAAGGAAAAGGUGGAGGAUUUCAAGAGCGGCGUGGAGACGUUCCUCGAGAGCGCUGUCGAAGCUCAAAAGGAGCUCAUCGAGAAGUGGGAGACCUUCCUUAUGCAGCUAGAUGCUGAGGAUGACGAGUCUGUCUUCUACCGCCCGCCCGUCAUCCAGUCGUCUAAUAAGCCGGCGGGGAAUACGGCGAUUGACCGCGCCAGGGCGAGGAUGGACGAAGACUCGGACUAG
This is a messenger RNA of Parascedosporium putredinis, 894 nucleotides long. NCBI's taxonomy places the organism in Eukaryota, Fungi, Ascomycota, Sordariomycetes, Microascales, Microascaceae. The record is from the annotation of a GenBank genome assembly.